This is a messenger RNA of Pomacea canaliculata, 7630 nucleotides long. RefSeq lists its product as uncharacterized. Lineage: Eukaryota; Metazoa; Mollusca; Gastropoda; Architaenioglossa; Ampullariidae. Bases 125 to 5761 code for a protein of 1878 amino acids. The record is from RefSeq and is a predicted model, not a curated record. The transcript is spliced from 8 exons.
GUCAAGGCUACCCACAAUGCCUCGCGACGGGUUUCACGGUUAGCCCUUUUGGCUCAUGAGCUCAUCGUUGUCAAAAUUUAUUUGAAAGAGCAUAAGAAAUCAUACUUCAUGAAUCGGAACCAACAUGGCCAACCGGGACAAAAACAAAUCAAAGAUGUCCACCAGAAAUGAUGAUGUGACCGAUAUAGAUUUCUCUGUCAUUCGCACAGCAAUUCAGACUGGUGGCAAGAUGGUUGACCAGAUUAUCAAUGGAAUACACUAUGGCAGUCCUGAGGUGAGACUUUUGCUUCAGGAUGAGUGUGAUAUCAUUCUUGAGUGUCGUGUGUGCCGCGCCCUUUUUCGGGGCCUGCCAAAUUUUAUUGCCCACAAGCGAGUCUACUGCUGCCAGGCCUAUGCCUCCCACAGUUCACAAUCUAUUGUGCCUCUUCCUAGCAGUAGCACAGUGGAGGAAGUAGUUAUUGUUGAACCAAGUGAACCAGGAGAGCUGCACACAUCUAAAGUAGACAAGCAAACAGGAAACAAAGGCAAGAGCAGCAAAGAAAUAAAGAAAGCAGGAAAACAAAGUGCAGAUCGGACCAAGCCGGUGACAGCAGCUACAAGAGCUUAUCGCAAGAACUGUGAGAAAAUUCCCAGCGAGAGGUCUUCACAGCUGUCAGAUGUGCCAGAGAAAGACUUGAGCUCCUCUCUUUCUUCCAAUUGUCAAGUCAUCAGUAAAAGCUCAGAAGGAGCAGUCAGUGAAGGUGAUGCUGCAAGUUCUGUAGAGCAAAGGUCAGAUACCAGUGUUUCUGGAAAAUCACAAGCUUCAAUCCUUUAUAAUGCAGCAAUUGCUAAGGUUGAAAGAGAAAAAGCCCAGCAAGAAGUCACAGCCUUGCAGCUGACUCAAAUUCCCUCCAACCCUAAUGCCGUGUUUGUUUCACAUGCAGAAAAUUCUGAAACUGUAACUCCUACACUUGCAGUUGAUGGGAAGGAAACUUUAACUUCAGAAUCUUCAUCAACUUGUGCAAGUGAUUUGGUGUUAGAAGGAUUACUUCCUCAUGCUAGAGAGAGUUUAGCAAAGGUUGAUUCUGCACAGCCUUCAGAUAGUGCACAAGGAGAGCCUAGAAAACAAACUUCAGAAACUAAUCACAGUUCUGGACCAUCUGACAAUGUCACCACUGGAAGAUAUUUUGUGGAAAAGACCACAUUAAAGAAUGUGACACAGGUUGUCAGGGAACUGCGACAAAAGAAAGUGGAGAGAUUAAGAGAUGACCAUAUUACACUUACCCAGGAUGCAAAAUCAUCCACUAAAAUCCCACCAUCUUUCAGGCAGCCCACAUUGCCUGUUUCAAGAAGCAGUGCCUCGGAGUCAGUGUAUGGAUCAUUAGAAGAGAAGGCAAAUGGAGAGCAGUUUGUUUCUGGUUCUCGGUCGUGUUUUUCUACCAGCAAAGAGACAAACUCCAUAACCAUAUUGUCACAAGGAGGUUCUGAUGGACUUUAUGCCAAAGCUGUGGUGAAACGCUGCUUGACAGGACAGCUUGGGGCAGUUCGAACAUCACCCCUCAAACUGGAUAUGGACGGUAGCAAUGAUGACUACACUAGCAGCAGCUGUAGUGAAGAUGUAGAUGUCCACCCUUUGUGUCGCUUGCGAAAACGGGAAGGAAAAUCCCGAUACGAGUCAGCAAUGGACUUGGACAACUUGCGAUGCCGUUUGUGUGAAAUAGAUUUCUCAAGGCGUCGAUCCCUAAUUUAUCAUUGCCAGGCUCGCCAUUCUGGGCAUCGAACCAUAUUUCCUUGCCCCUACUGUCCAGGGGUCUUCUACUACUUUUGGGGCCUGACAAGACAUCUUAACACAAAUCACAAAAAGUCACAUUCUGAAAUAGAUCGCAUGAGAAAAAGCUUGCGGGAGAAAGCUUAUAAACAAGACGUGACUUCAUCUAAAUCAGCAACCUCACCAAAAAAACAUGCUUCAAAGAAAUUACCUAUCAGUUCUUCUGAAGAUAAAAUGACUAGUGGAAAUGAAAAGGCUAUCCAAAGAGCUCGACCUAGUCUUCCAGCUAAAAAACUUGUGUCAGCUGUAAAGACUGUCCCUGACUCAACAACGCAAAGCAGUGUGGAUGAUGAUGUUGGCACAUUAGAGAGUAAAUCAUCAUCUCUUCCAAAUACUACUACAGCACGAGUUUGUAGAAUUAGUCAGGCUGCUGACAGAUCCAGCAAAGAAGAGUCAGAAAACAUCUAUCGAAAGGUAUACAAUAGUGUUCCUAGACGGAGAUCACCAACAUUUGGAAACAAAAUAACCAGACAUUACAAUAAGUAUACAUCAUCCCCUGCCGGUAAGGCAUAUUUUGUAACCACUGUUAAAGAGCAGGAAAGCACACACAUGACAGCAAAGGUUCUGGAAGGAAGUGGAAAAAAAGAGAGGCUCGAGACCUGUAAGUCUGUAACAUCAGAAGUCACAGUGAUUGCUGUCCCUUCAGCAUCUGUACAAUCAGAGUCUGCAGCAGGCAAAGAGAAAAAUGACCAGUCACCUGACAAAGAAGAACAUGACAAAUCAGCUGACAAAGAAGAACAUGACAAAUCAACCGACAAAGAAGGACAUGACAUGCUAGAUAAAAAUGCUACUUCAGUGAGCAUCACUCUGCAGUCUCAACCAGAACAGUGCUUGUCAGAGAUGAGAACUGAGGAAAAAGGUUUAGUUACAAACAAAAAGGCACAGACAUCUUUGGCCCAGCCUGAACUUGUUCCAUCGCAGAAAAAAAAACAAGGUCUAGAGGUUGAUGUGAUGGAUUUGGGAACAGAGCCAUGUUCAAGGGGCAGUUUGCCAGAGAUGGUUGAUCGUUCUGUGCCCACAAAGCCUGAAGAGCACAACCCUGUUCCUAACCUUCUGCAUAUUUGCCCACACUGCCAGCGAGCGUUUGGUCGUAAAAUAAGUUUAAUGUCUCAUGCCAAAAUCUGCAAAAAAGUCUCUUCUGUUGCAUCUACAGGUUCCAGGGCCACAGCUCAAAAUGAAACCCAAGUACAGACACGAAAUUCAAAAGGUGUGAAUCUGCGUAGUACUCGAAACAUGCAUGUACAAGGUCAUCUUACUGCUCAGCACAACACUGUGCUGAUCGGUGGGAGUAAAAAGAAAGCUGGAAUACCAAGCAACACAAAAGAAAGAAAAGAAUCUCAAAGCAGACAAGCUCUUGAAGAAAACAGCACUAUAGACAAGACAGCUGUGGUAUCACAAUCUCUGGCAACUCCUAGGGUCAAAGCUUCUCGAAAUAACAGCUUUGUAGGAGCAAGGCCAAGUCAAGAAUCUGAAAGUAAGCGAACUUUAAGAGGAACAACACAGAGCACCAUCCAUCAAAUAGUAAUGCAGCCAUGUGCACAUGGAAUGCCCAGCACUGAAAGUGUUUCCAGUAACAUAGAGCUCACUCUUAAUUCUGGGUCUUCUCAACCUUACACCCCAGUUGGAAGAAAAACAUCCAGACCAGCAAGCACAAGCCUCAGCAAUCCUAGAUCUAGCAGGGAAAGUUCUGUUGAUAGCAGAAACAGUGAUGUGAGGCCAGACUCUGCUCGAAGAAUGUCCAGAAGGACCCAGGAGGAUGGCAGUUCAAGGACAGGAUCCAGCAGAGAGAGUUCUGUUGAGAGCACAAGCAGGUACCCAAGUGUGGGCGUCAGAGACGAAGCACCCAGAGGACGGGGCCGACAAGUGUCGUACACAGACAGCAGCUCCAAGGCCAGCUCAAGUCGAGAGAGCUCAGUGGAAAGCAGAGCUGGUAACAUGAGCCGCGAAUAUUUUAAGAAAGAUAAGAAUGAGAAAGUUUUAGCACCCACUGAUUUGUGCAACUCUUCCUGGACAAAGACCAAUAAUGUUGAAAACAAGCAGGUGCUUGGUGAAACAAAAUUUGCUAUCACUCCGUCAGAAAACAAAACAAAGCAGAUAAGCUCUCUAGAAGCUAGUUCAUCACCAGACUUUUCACUGCAGUCCUCAACAGCCUUAAACACAGGCAUGGAGGAAAUGUCAUCUAGCAGUGUGGUUGAGGAAAUACGCCAGAACUCUGCAUCAGCUGACUCAUCGAGCAGAAAUUCCCUUAAACCACUGCCACAAACCAGCCUAUCACUGCCACAGAACAAGCCACCACGACCACAGGGCUCUGCCAUCAAAAGACCAACAGGGCUUGAUCAACAUGUGGAAUCUUUGUCAAAACAUCUGUGGGGAGAGAAAGAUCCAUCAGUAAAUACCUUGCCUGUCUCCAUUUCCAAAGUGAUGAGAGCAGCACAUGGCAAGAAUAUAGAAGGACAUUUAAGUCUAAAUCAGCAGGCAUGCUUGACAGGUGGAUGCACCCUUCAGCGACCUCAGAGAAAACGAAGAGCACCUUCCAGAAUAGCUGACAGCUUGGAAUAUAGUUCAGGAAAAGAUUCUGCUAAAAAAGGCAACCUGAUUGUCAAUCAAGACCUUGAAGAAGGCAGCUCUAUGUCAGGGCUAAGCACAAGGACACUAGAGAAGAGCAAGGGAGAGGCUGAUGGCCAGAGUUUUGAGGAAAUGGAGAGUGAUGAGAAGACAGUGCGGCUGGUGGAAGAAAUCUGGGUAGACAAAAAGCCAGGCCGCCCCUCAGAGCGCAUCCGUUCAAAUCGUAUUUAUGUGGUGGAGCCUGCGAGAGCAGGCCGCUUAACCUGUCAAGACACGCGCAAGGUGGGUCAGAUUGUGGAUGAAGCUGGUCUGUACUGCAUGCAGUGUCUGCAGAAAUUCACCAGCAUCUCCAACUUGCGCAGGCAUGCCAUCAGACACCUUGGCUGGCGCCGCUUCAAGUGCCGCCUUUGCCGAUUUUGUUCAUACAACCGGUCAGAGUGCAACACUCACAUUCUGCGAUCUCACCCUGAACGGUUACGAUCAUGCAACAGCAAUGCCAGGGUUGAGUCUUUUAUCACAGAUCUUAACCGCCAGGCUGCCAGCGUCCGAAGCAACAAGAAACGGCGUACCCUUAUUGUUCGCCAAGGGGAGGAAGUCUUCCAGAAUGCAUAUGCACGACCAAAGUCUAGGAAAAAGAUGACACCAAUACCAGUAGACAAAGAGAGGGAAAAGGAAACUAACCCCAUCUCAAAAAGUAUAUCAAAGUCAACAGAAGCAUCCCUAUGUACACCAGCUGGAUAUUCAGAAAAUCUGCAGAAAUCAUCCUCAUCUCGGGAUGAACAAAAGCGUUUGAGAGCAUCUUCAACUUAUUUCAACAUAUCCACUCGUAGUUCACCUCGAAAAUUUGACACUCGUCCCUAUAAGGAGACUGACGCUAUGUCCCAUCUGUACACUCGUAACAAAUUUUAUCCAAAGCCUACUGUUGCCACUUCUACAGCAACUCAUCCUGGACACUCCUCCGGGAAAGAAACUGCUAGUGGAAGCCAAGAGAAUGAUGUGAACCUGGCAACUUUAGAUCACGUUAGUCUGUGCAAGAAACCAAAAGACCAAUGCCUUGAUAAAAAGGAUCCAAAGACAGCUAGCUCAGGAAAGAAUAAGUCCAGCAGCUCCAAUGUUAAACUAAUUCAAGAAUCAGAUGAAGAGGAUUAUCUGUGUGGAGACAAAUGUGAACCAUUGAUAACUCUUGCCAACAUUGAGACCUCUGAGCAAGCUAUGCCUCACAUAGCACUGACAGAAGGUAUAAUUAUAGUUGAUGAGGAUGCAGGUGUGCUCACUGAAAUUGUAACCACAACAGAUUUUCCAGUGGUAACCGGUCUAGCUCUUGCAGAAAGAGUUCCUUCUCCUGUGCAGACUUUUGAUAUUAUUUCAGAAACAUCCUGUGAUGUGUGAUUCAGUUAGCAUUUGACAUUGCAAAACUGAUUAUUUUGCUCCAGAUGGUUGAAAAUCUCCACUUGAUUUUCAGUAAGGUAGAUGUGAAAACAUUUCUGUGGGUUGUUCAUUUGGAAAUAACUUUUUUGUGUUUAUUUCAAUAGUAAGACGUUUCCUUUGUUGUACAUAAACAGGUUACUGUAACUAUUAAGAGAUAGUUACUUUGGAGAUAAGAAUGGAAAUCAACAUUCUUUUGUUAGCUUUAAAAUGCUGCUGGGGAAGUGCUUAAUAUCCACUGGAUAAGCAUCAAUGUUUUUUUUUUUCAUUUGCUUCUUGGCUCUCUGCAUGCAUUCAGUGGUUGUACUUCUCCAAGGCUACUUUGGCUGUAAUAAGAAAAAAAUCUGUAAAGCCACCCACCGUUGAAUGUUUUGUGGUCUGUACUUAAGACAGAUUCAGUGUUAUUCUGAUCUUGCUUGAGUAAUCUUUAAAUGGCAAUGGCGCCAUUGUGCUGGUGUAUUGUUACUGAGAAGCUCAAGGUUUGAGUACAGCCUUGUUUUUCCAAGCGUGAAAGUUUUCCCCACAUAAAGUGUGCUUUCAAAAUCUUAGUGGAAUUACAGUUAAAUGUUGCAAAUCUGUAUUCCUGCACAAUAUAAGUUAUCUCUCCACACACACAUGUAUGCAAGAGGAGAGAAUGUGCAGAGACAAUGCAUGCUUAUGUGCUUCCACCAGAAGGCUUACUAGGUCGUGAUAAUAGCACAAAUUGAAGGAGUAAGUAGCUGUUUAUUUUGAAGUUUGAAAUGUUAUUCUGCCUGUGCUGUGUGGUCUGAUGGUGCAGUUGUUAGCAUCUGUUACCAAUAUAGUGAGGACUGGCUCUCCAUCAUUCAUGUCUCGUCUUCGGCAUGCUUUCUUUUUUUUUUUACUUGUGGCACCUAUUUACAGGACUGACUGCCUUGCUGCGGUGUAGCCUUAGUCCUGACUCAGUAUCAACCACAAUUCUUUUUGCUGUGCUGUACAACUGAGAAAAAAAAAAAGCUUAAUCUAUCUUGCCAUAAAAAUUGAAAAAGCGUUUUACAAAUGUUAUUGAUUCUAUAUGUGCUGUACAUCUAAGAAAAAACAAUCCCAAUUUAUCCAUCUUUAGAUUACAGAGGUCAUUUAAGUGGUUUUGUAAUUAUUAGAUUUCAAGACAUCUUCAAUAAAAUACUAGCUUGAACUAAUGUUUAAUUAUCACUCAAUUUACUAAAGACAUCCAUAUUUGAGAGAAAAAGAGAAAUUACAAUUUGCUAUUUCUAAAGUACUAAGCUUCAGAUAACCUUUGGAGAAAGAAAACAUAUUUUACAAUAUUUAAUUUCUGCGUCCCAAUGGUUAGGUAAGCAAAAAUAUACAGCCUUUGAACUUGUUCCAAAUCUUGCUAUUUAGAUGAACUUGUGGUUAUCAUAGUAGAUAACAAGUUGAUGUAGAGAGGAAAGUAACUUAAUGCUGCUUUAUUUUAGAUGUAGACAGGGGAGUGACAUAAAAUAGAGGCAUAUUUUACAUGUCAUUUAGGCAACCUUUUUUGUGAAAUAGGUUUAAUCAGAGGAAUAAUGUUACAAAUGUGUCUAAAAAUGCUGACUCUUAAAGUCCCAAGUCUCUAACCUUAUGUUUCCCUUUUUUAUCUUUACUUUGUGGGGGGUGGGGGACAGCAUUUGUGUUGCUGCUCUUCAUUGUUUAUGAUCUUCAGAAUUUUGCAAUAAAUGCCUCUUCAAUUAUUACUUUGCAUUGUUUAGGUUCAUUUUAUUUGCAGUGAUGCUGGAACUUCCAUAAUUAGAUCUCACAUUAUGUCCUCAGGAAAUCUGAGUUUUGUAUGAGUAGCUUUAAGGCUACAUGGAUUAAACUGUUGGGUCUUUCUUUGCA